Molecule: messenger RNA, 3663 nt
Organism: Dioscorea cayenensis subsp. rotundata (Guinea yam)
Lineage: Eukaryota; Viridiplantae; Streptophyta; Magnoliopsida; Dioscoreales; Dioscoreaceae
Product: syndetin
Exons: 25
Coding region: 149-3511 (1120 amino acids)
Biological process (GO): retrograde transport, endosome to Golgi; endocytic recycling
Cellular component (GO): EARP complex
Molecular function (GO): SNARE binding
Source: RefSeq, a predicted model, not a curated record
CAAAGCACUCACUCUUCUCCAGAUCCGAAACUCUCCUCCUCCUCCCCCUCCUCCUUCCUCUCUCCGAUCAUCGCCUCCGACGAACCUCGCCGCCGAUGCCCGUGCCGCCGUCCGAUGGGAGUUCGUGAUCUCGCUCUCUGGCUGAGCGAUGCGGCGUGACCCUCCUCGCGAAUUCCCCAACUCUGGCAGUGCCAUUUCGGACCUCGAGAUCCCUGGUGCCCCUCUUCUCUUGUUCUCUCUGCUCUUCCUCCAGGGCGGAGGUAUGGAUCUCUCCAGGGUCGGCGAGAAGAUCCUCAGCUCCGUCCGCUCCGCCCGAUCCAUUGGCCUCCUCCCCCCUCCCCCAUCUGAUCGCCCUGAGGUUCCAGCUCGGGCAAUUGCUGCAGCUGCUGUUGCUCGAGCCCUUGCUGGCAUCCCCCCGCAUCAGAAACUUGCCCUUCCCUCAAAUUCUCUAGAUUCAGCUUCUAUAUAUGCUAGCGGACCUCAAGGUCAAAUAACAGAAGAGCUUGAGGAAGAAUUUUACGGAGAGGAAUUCGACCCAGUGAAGUAUGCUUUGGAAAACAUUCCUUCUGAAGAAAAUGAUGCUAACUAUUUUGAGACGAAGGCAGCUCUUCGUUUAGCUCAACUUGAUAGGUUGACAGAACGUUUAUCCCGCCAUGUUAUGGAGCAUCAUGAAGAAAUGGUGAAAGGGAUGCAGUUAGUGACAGAAUUGGAACAAGAUCUGAAAGUUGCAAGCGUCAUUUGCAUGAAUGGGCGAAGACACAUAGUCUCUUCAAUGAAUGAGGUCUCUAGAGACCUUGUUGUGAAUUCUUAUUCCAAGAAGAAACAAGCUUUAUUGGAUAUGCUUCCAAUUCUAGGCGAGCUUCGCCAUGCAGUGGAUAUGCAAAUGGAACUUGAAGCUCUUGUUGAAAAGGAAAACUUCUUCCGGGCAUUUCAAGUAUUAUCAGAAUAUUUGCAAGUUCUGGAUAGUUAUUCCCAGUUGUCUGCAAUUCAAGAAAUGGGCCGCGGUGUAGAGGCUUGGCUUGCCAGAACAUUACAAAAGCUAGAUGCACUUUUAUUAGGAGUUUGCCAGGAGUUCAAGGAGGAAAGAUACGUAACUGCAGUUGAUGCUUAUGCCCUAAUAGGGGAUGUUAGUGGUCUUGCUGAAAAGAUACAGAGCUUCUUCAUGCAGGAAGUUCUAUCUCAAACACAUUCUGUGCUGAAGGACAUUGUACAUGAGGAAAUUGCAAAUAAUGCUCAGAGAAAUAGAUUUACCUAUAGUGAUCUUUGCGUCCAAAUACCUGAAUCUAAAUUCCGCCAGUGUUUGUUAAAAACUCUGGAUGUCUUGUUUAGAUUGAUGUGCUCGUAUCAUGCAAUCAUGUGCUUUCAUCCAGAGAAAAUGGAAGAUCUGAAAAAGUUAAACAAUGAGGACGAUAGGAGCUAUCAGGCUCAUUAUGCAAAUGAAGAAAUUAAUGACCGAAUAAGAGAGGGUGAAUUUUCUUCAUGUUCUAGUCAAAACUUGGAAGCUGAACCAUCAUCAGAAGAUAUCAAUCGGUCAAAUGAUUUAUGUGAUGGCAAUAUGACUGAUAAUAUGGGCUCCACAUGCUUAAAUUCUCAGACAUCUCUUUAUGCAACUGAUGUUGAUACUGCUACAACGAGUGUUGAUUCACCAUUCAAUCUGCUGAGAAAAGAUGCCACUGCAUUUGUUGCACAAACAUUACAGAGAGGGAGAAAAAAUUUAUGGCAACUUACGACCAGUCGUGUUUCUGUCUUGCUCUCGUGCUCUGCUGUUUCAUCCACUAGCACUUACCAGUUCUUGAGGAACUAUGAAGAUCUUAAUGUAUUUGUUUUGGCUGGUGAAGCAUUCUGUGGAGUUGAAGCAUCUGAAUUCAGGCAUCGAUUGAAAAUUGUCUGUGAAAAUUAUGUGGCAGCCUUCCAUAAACAAAAUAUAUACGCUCUUAAAAUGGUUCUGGAGAAGGAGAAUUGGGUGAAAAUGCCUGCAGAAGCAUUGCAAUUGAUUAAUUUGGCUGGUCUUACUGGUGAUGGCGCUGCCUUGAUUGCGCCUUCUGGUGGUGAUUCUCUGACAAGAUCGAUGCUACGCUCGAAGGAUCUGAGUCAGCCUGUUGUAAAUGCCAAACAGAAGGAUGGAUUUUCUUAUUGGCUUAAUGUUGAAAGUCCAUUUUCCCAUAAGGUGACAUCAAACUCCCAGGAGUCACCAACUGCACACAUAUUGCUAAAUGGAUCGCCAGAUGCAAGUUUAAGUGAUAGAAACAUUGUUGAUUUUGUAAAUCAUGAUAGAACUUCAGCAAAACACAAUCAGAGAAAUCAAAUGAAUGGUGGUGUUUCUGUUUUGGAAGAUGAAGAUGAAGAUCUUCUUGCUGACUUUAUUGAUGAAGACAGUCAGAUGCCUAGUAGGAUCUCAAAAUCUUUGCAUCCAAAAAAUAAUGCAGCAAAGUUAAAUGAUGAGGAAAUUACUGCACAAACUGGGUCCUCACUUUGUUUAUUAAGAUUGAUGGACAAGUAUGCCCGGCUUAUGCAGAAAUUAGAAAUUGUCAAUAUUGAGUUCUUCAAGGGCAUUUUUCAGUUGUUUGGCAUCUUCUACCAUUUCGUGUUUGAAGCAUUUGGUCAGCGGGACAUAAAUCAAUCAGGAAAUCUAUCUUCUCGGCUUAAGAUAGCUAUAUCCAAAAUUAUGCAAGAGUGCGAUCAGUGGAUCAGACCUCAGCAUUCUCCUACUGCUUCCUCAUCUUCAAUGAAUACUCCAUUCACACAGAUGGAUGUGAUGCCAACUAUCCCUUCUAGCACAAUAUAUGGUCAUGCACCGAAUACUUUGUUUGGCUUGAAGGAGAGAUGUGCUGCUGCUGAGACUAUAUCCCUUGUUGCUCGCUUAUUGCAUAGAUCAAGAGCUCAUCUCCAGUCAAUGCUUGUACAGCAUAGUACAAAUUUGGUUGAAGAUUUCUUUGGAUUGCUGGUGGAUUCUGUUCCAGAUUUGGUUGAGCACAUUCAUAGAACCACGGCACGAAUGCUUCUCCAUAUUAAUGGGUACGUGGAUAAGAUCUCUAAUGCUAAGUGGGAGAUCAAAGAGCUUGGAUUGGAACAUAAUGGAUAUGUUGAUUUAUUGUUGGGAGAGUACAAGCAUUACAAAACAAUGUUGGCACAUGGUGGAAUUUCUAAGGAGGUUCAGAAUGCCCUACUAGAAUAUGGACUUGAGCAUGUUGCAGAAAUACUCAUCGAAGGACUAUCACGAGUAAGGAAAUGCACUGAUGAAGGACGGGUUCUAAUGUCAUUAGACCUUCAGGUCUUAAUCAAUGGUUUGCAGCACUUUGUCCCUGUAAACGUGAAGCCAAAGUUGCAAAUGGUAGAAACAUUUAUCAAGGCCUAUUAUCUUCCAGAGACUGAAUACGUUCAUUGGGCUCGAGCUCAUCCCGAAUACAAUAGAACACAAAUCGUCGGGUUAGUUAACCUUGUCGCCAACAUGAAAGGAUGGAAAAGGAAAACAAGGUUGGAAGUUUUGGAACGCAUCGAGUCAAGCACAUAAGGUGUUUCUUAUACUUGUAUUAUAUAUCUAAGGGAUGUAAAAUUUUCGUUUUCAUUUUUUUUCGAUAAUUUUUUUUCGCCCGCUUUUUCACUUGCAAUGUAAAAUAGGGAUCUCAAUAAUGUUACAUCAUCUAUGCAGUUAUUUUCUGCUUU